This is a messenger RNA of Nakaseomyces glabratus, 945 nucleotides long. RefSeq lists its product as uncharacterized. NCBI's taxonomy places the organism in Eukaryota, Fungi, Ascomycota, Saccharomycetes, Saccharomycetales, Saccharomycetaceae. The record is from RefSeq and is a predicted model, not a curated record.
AUGGAGUUGCGGAAGCGGAAGAAAGUCAACUAUUCUGAGUCAAAAGGAAGAAUCGGUGGUUUAAAGACUGUUGUGGUACAACCUGAUUCUCCACCACAUAAUUUCAAUAAAGAUGUUAAGCCUAAAGGUCUACCACAAAAGAUUGUUAGAUACACCCCCAUGAUAAAUAAAAGGAAGGCAUCGAAAAGGAUAAACAAACCUACAUCAAAGAAAGUGCCACAUGUUAUGGGAAACUAUGAUAAUAGUUGUCGUAUCAAAAAAUUGACUUUUGAAAGACCCUCAUUCAACGACUAUUCGAAUUAUAAACAACCAGAGCCUGCUCUAACAGGCUUAAUUCAUUCAGAUGCCCGGAUAGAUUGGAUAAAUGCCAAAAAGUUUCUUGCAAACCAUCGUGAAAAGCUAAGAAAGUUAGCCAAAUUUCAAUAUGAACUGUAUUACAAGGACAUAACCAAGCCAGAAUACAAGGGGCCACAGGCAUUUGCUAGUCUGAAACUACCGGACGACAUGGUAUCUUAUUCCAAUAUAAUAAAGAGUAUUGGGUCAUUGCUACAUGAAGUUGAAAAUUUAGAAACUAACAAAAAUUCUCAAAAAUUAUACAAACCAACUAUUGAAAUUUCAGCUGAAGCUUUGAAGACCAUCCGCGAACAGACAUCAAAUAAUGACAGAAUUGAGCGUACUGCCGAGUUGCAUGAUAUUGAUAUCGAAGAUAUCAAACAAAUAUUAAGAAAGAACGAAAUAAACACCACAUUACAUCAAAUGAACAUGCUUAAAUCGUCAGAUUUCCAAAUCAUGCACACUUUGAUGGAAAAGAGGUACUUCCCAUAUGAUGAUUCAUCCUUGCUAUGGCCAACUAAAUAUAAAAAAGAGCUCAAAAGAUAUUCAAGCUCAGAACUGGAUCAAAAUGAUCCGCUUCAACUUUCAAUUCCGUUAUUCACGGAUUUUUGA